Molecule: messenger RNA, 834 nt
Organism: Neomonachus schauinslandi (Hawaiian monk seal)
Lineage: Eukaryota; Metazoa; Chordata; Mammalia; Carnivora; Phocidae
Gene: CIMAP1D
Product: outer dense fiber of sperm tails 3 like 2
Exons: 4
Coding region: 1-834 (277 amino acids)
Cellular component (GO): cytoskeleton; cytoplasmic microtubule
Source: RefSeq, a predicted model, not a curated record
AUGGGGACCCUCAGCUGCAGCCCUGAUCCACGGCUGACCACAGCACCCCAGGGCUGGCGGGCCACUGAGUGCCAGAUUCUGGAGACCCACUUGAGGAAGUCCUGCGGGAUGGACACUGUGGAGAAUGGCUCAGGGCCAGGCUUGUACGUCCUGCCGUCCACCGUGGGCUACAUCAACCACGACUGCACCAGGGCGGUCAGUCCAGCCUACUCCCUCUUCUGGAGACCCCGCCCCACAUCUCCACAGGACACCAGCCCUGGGCCUGUCUACUUCCUGGACCCAAAAGUCACCCGGUUUGGCCGAAGCUGCACCCCUGCCUACUCCAUGCAGGGCCGGGGCAAGUCUCGGGGUCUGGAGGUGACACCAGGCCCUGGGGCCUACAGCCCAGAGAAGGCAGCCCCUGUGCGUCACCGGACGCCUCCGGCUUUCACUCUGGGAUCCCGCCUGCGACCACAGCUCCAGGACACCUCAGCCCCUGCCCCUAACACCUAUAUCCUGCCCUCCCUCUGGGGCUCCCAGAUAUUCACUAAGCCCAGCAGCCCCAGCUACACAGUAGCAGGCCGCACACCCCCCGCUCGCCCCCCUCAGGACCCUGCUGAGAUACCAGGUCCUGGCCAGUAUGAUAGCCCAGACCCCAACACCUACCGUCAGCGCCGGCCCGCCUUCACCAUGCUGGGCCGGCCCCGUGCCACACGCCCCCCGGAGGAGACUCCUGGGCCUGGUGCCCACAGACCUGAGCAGGUCACCAUGACCACAGUCAGGGCCCCAGCGUUCACCAUGGGCAUCCGCCACUCCAAAAGGGCUACCACCAUGGGUGUGGACACCACACCCUGA